AUUUAGUUUGAAACGUUCGCGCAGAUGCAAUCGAAAAGUCUACGAGUGAAGUUCGCAGAACGAAAAGUUAGUUUUCUUUGAAAGUGUUAUAUUAAUGGUGCUGAUCGUGGUGCUUUAUAUGCUAUUCGUGUUCAUGAUAUUGACUGUGAAUUAAAAGUUGGGAUCAAAUUCGCGAUGUCGAACCAUAACUACACAAAUCCCGCUUUUUGCCAGCAAAGUGAGCUCCAGCCUUCCGCAUUCUACCAAAGUGCUUCGAGGAGUACAUUCAAUUCGCCGGCGAAGAUCCACAGGAGUGAAUUAACGCGUUCCUUCAAUCGCAUUAGUUCAUCAAUUACACGCCAGAAUAGCUUCGCAUGCCAUGGGCCGGAAAGAGCCAACAACCGUGUUCUACCUCCGACUGCUGGAUCUGGCAUAGCGGAUCAAUAUGUUAGCCAUACAUCCGUCGCUGGUGCACGUUAUGCGUCAAUAUCUUCAGCACUGGACACAUCUAUUAGCAGUAAAAAGUCAAGUGGGCGUUAUGCAUUGGUUCCGGUUGAAGAAAUAGCUGCGAAUGAUAAAGGUCGUUACGCAAUUUUACCAAUCGAGCAUAACGCAAUCAGCGUUCCUUCAGCUAGAAUCGUCAAAAGUCAGGAACAUUUAGACCGUUACUCGAGUAUCUCCAAUUUGGAUGAUGAGCCCGCGAAUUUGUCUGAUCAAUUCUGCAGUUUACCUCCAUUAUCUUCACCCAUACCACCAGUUACGCAGAACCGACUCAAAAAUGCGUUUUCAUCAGACUUUGGGAGCAAAUCUUUCAUCCUGUACGAUCAGAAAAGUAACCAACGAUAUGAAGUCGUCCCUACCGAAGAGGAUGAGGAAUUAGUAGAUCCAAACCACGAAAUUAUACAAAUGCAUAAUGGUAGAGCGCAUCGUUAUGCGGUAAUUCCCACAGAGGAUGAUGAAACUUGUCUGGACGAAGAACAAUCUAUCAAAAAUGAUCCUCAAUCACCUUGUCAGAAAGUCGCGACACGUGAGAAUAUCAAUAGAUCACAGCCAAGUAUUAUACCCCAGAGGACACCAAGCACUCGAACGGUAUCAACGCCAAAGAAAAAUCCACUUGCGACACAAAUGCUGCAUGAAUUACUCAGCACGCCAAAACGAGAAGAAUUCACGCCAAAAAAUUCGCCAAUUCGACAUGAUAUCAAUCCGAAAAUUGUUUCCAGCACACCAAAGAGAAAUGAAUUCAAACCACAAAAACUGCAGUACGACUACCAGAUGCAGCAGUCAAGCUACCCUACUCAACGGACGACACGCGCUGAACACAGCACUCAAAAGCAAAAACAAUUAUUGGAAGCAGCUGCAAGAACGACAGCUGUUAUUACGCCUCGUCUGAACGUGGUUAAUGGCACUAGCGUUUACGGUGAAACGACAUCGUCGGAUCAUAUGAGCAAGUCAUGGCAAAAUACGAGCUUUCAAAAAAUUGCGCAUGCCUCCGCCACUAUUGGAUCCGUGUCGCUUAUGCUGAUCCUUUGUGGUUUUAUGAAUUCCGGGUUAAGUCUGUACUUUACCUCUAAAGUGGGAAGAGAGUAUUACCUGGAUUUAGCUAUAUUUGCUGGCUUUGCCGCGAUUGCGCUCGGAAUUCUAGGCUUUAAAUCUCGGCACUGUGAUUGGCUACCGAAUCGGAAUUAUAUUUCAGGUUACAUCUUGGUGACUGUGUUCUCGUUGCUGAAUUGCUGUGCCCAGCUCGCAUUAAUGACGCUGCAUCCGUUUCCGGGAAGUCCAUUACACGACGUAACAACAGGCAUCAUACUAGGACUAUCGUCGCUAACUAUAUUAUUGAUAAGUUUGGGCAUUGUUACUUCGCGAUUGUGUCGUGCUCCUCCUCCUGACAAUCGGGUGGAUGUGUGCUAACAUGAUUAAGUAAAUUAUUAUUUAAAAAAAUAAAUUGAAAUUAUGAACAUUUUCAUGUGGUGAUUUACUGCUAGAGUAAUAAUAUUGAGUAAACUGGUGUCAUCGCAGGCCGUUAUAAAUAAUAUUAUAAAUAUUACAUACAAUUUUUGUAGAUUUUGCCAUAAUUUAAAUUAUACUUGCUGUAAGUAAAAUAUAUUAUCAACGGUAUGUUGUACAUGUACACAUGAGAGGCGUAUAUGC
This is a messenger RNA of Toxorhynchites rutilus septentrionalis, 2127 nucleotides long. RefSeq lists its product as uncharacterized. The record is from RefSeq and is a predicted model, not a curated record. Lineage: Eukaryota; Metazoa; Arthropoda; Insecta; Diptera; Culicidae. The coding region runs from base 175 to 1887 and encodes 570 amino acids. The transcript has 2 exons.